Molecule: messenger RNA, 2223 nt
Organism: Labeo rohita (rohu)
Lineage: Eukaryota; Metazoa; Chordata; Actinopteri; Cypriniformes; Cyprinidae
Gene: matn1
Product: matrilin 1
Exons: 8
Coding region: 117-1586 (489 amino acids)
Molecular function (GO): calcium ion binding
Source: RefSeq, a predicted model, not a curated record
ACUUAAGUGUGUAUCUGUGAAUAUGUGUGUGUUGAUAACCUGCAAGUUUCUCUCUCUGUGAAUCAGUCUGUCUCUGGUUGUCGAGCAGGUCAUUAGGACUCACGCCGCGUUACAGUAUGACAUUGCUGGGGUUUGUGAUGCUGCUAUGCAUCCUGGGAGCUCAAGCCACCGUGGAUCUGAGAAAUGCUGCUGCUAUGGCCGCAGGCUUGUGUAGCACCAAGCCCACUGAUGUAGUGUUCAUCAUCGACAGCUCUCGAAGCGUCCGCCCCUCUGAAUUCGAGCAGGUCAAAGUCUUCAUGACCAAAGUAAUUGACGGUUUGACCAUUGGGCCUGAUGCUACUCGUGUGGGCGUCGUAAACUACGCCAGUCGGGUGAAGAACGAGGUCUCUCUGAAGUCCCACAAAACCAAGGCAGCGCUGGUCAAAGCAGUGUCCAAGAUCGAGCCACUAUCCACCGGUACCAUGACCGGACUCGCCAUCCAGUUUGCCAUGAACGUGGCCUUCACUGAAGCCGAGGGAGCGCGCAAAUCCCCUGGCAUCAGCAAGGUGGCCAUUAUUGUGACUGACGGCAGACCACAGGACAACAUCCGUGACAUUGCAGCAAGGGCGCGGGAGGCCGGCAUUGAGAUAUUCGCCAUCGGAGUGGGUCGCGUGGACAUGACCACGCUCAGACAGAUGGCCAGUGAGCCUCUCGAGGACCACGUGGACUACGUGGAGAGCUACAGCCUCAUUGAGAAGCUCACCAAGAAGUUCCAGGAGGCCUUCUGUGCGGUUGUGUCGGACCUAUGCGCGACAGGCGAUCAUGACUGUGAGCACAUUUGCAUCAGCACACCCGGAUCUUUCAAGUGUGCCUGCAGAGAGGGAUUUACGCUCCAGGGCGACGGCCGAUCAUGCAGCGCUUGCAGUAACGCAGCGACAGAUGUGGUCUUUGUGAUCGACGGCUCAAAGAGUGUGAGACCAGAGAACUUCGAGCUGGUCAAGAAAUGGAUCAACCAGAUCAUCGACAAACUGGACGUGUCCGAGACAAACACUCAUGUGGGACUGGUGCAGUAUUCCAGCACUGUGAAGCAGGAGUUCCCUCUGGGACGCUACAACAACAAAAAGGCCCUGAAAGAUGCAGUGAAAAAGAUGGACUACAUGGAGAGGGGAACCAUGACUGGCCAUGCCAUCAGUUUCAUGGUGGAUAACAGUUUCAGUCCUAACCAGGGCGCCAGACCCGGGGUGGAAAAGGUCGGCAUUGUCUUCACCGAUGGCAGGUCACAAGACUACAUCGGAGAUGCUGCCAGGAAGGCCAAGGAAAAUGGCUUUAAGAUGUAUGCUGUGGGUGUUGGCAAUGCUGUUGAGGAUGAGCUGAGAGAAAUCGCCUCUGAACCUGUCGCUGACCAUUACUUCUACACGGCUGACUUCAAAACCAUGAACCAAAUUGCCAAGAAGCUGCAAAUCAAUGUUUGUCAAGAGGAAGAUCCCUGUGAAUGUAAUUCUGUUGUCAAGUUCCAGAAAAAAGUGGAGGAGGCACUACAGGCAUUAACAAAGAAAUUGGAAGCUGUGACGAAAAGGAUCGCUGCCCUGGAGAACAAGAUUGUUUGAGAAGUCACCAACAUCUAAUUCUCACACUGCCAUUCCUUCCUUUUCUUGUAAAAAACACCUCCUGUGACCUCUGACCCUAAUGCUUCAGUUCCUCCACUCCAUUUCUAUCUGCUACUCUACCUUCAUCACUAUUGUCCAUGGGGAUGGAGCACUGACUGUGAUGGUGACCAUGGUUUACCUGACCACGCUUGCUCUGAAUUAGGUGUUGAUUUUCAAACAGCCAUCCCCCCUAACAAAACCCUGUGUGCGCUGAGUAAAAAUCUUCCCAUAUGAUCUGAGAAGAUCUUCACAUACAACCUGGACAAUAAAGUCUUCCCUGUGGGGAGGUGGUGUGUACAUUAAAUCCAGUGAAGGUUUCAUUCUGUCUUUGCUUCUCUUUAUUCUACCUUCUCAAAGUCAUUCUUCCAGAUUUUGCCCCGAAAAUAUUAUUUUAUAUGGAGUAUAUAUAUAAUGGUAAUUUAAUAUAAGAUUGGACUUGAAACAAAUGUGUGAAUGCUUGAUCAUGAAUGCUUUUCUCAAAUAAAAGCACACACACAAAAGCAGACACAGCACACACACGUAACACAGGCAAACAUUCACUGGCUCGGCAAGUGCUAAACAUACCGCUUGUGAUGAUUCAAUAAAAUCCAGUUUUGUG